Molecule: messenger RNA, 2575 nt
Organism: Ficedula albicollis (Collared flycatcher)
Lineage: Eukaryota; Metazoa; Chordata; Aves; Passeriformes; Muscicapidae
Gene: NIPA2
Product: non imprinted in Prader-Willi/Angelman syndrome 2
Exons: 9
Coding region: 1105-2190 (361 amino acids)
Biological process (GO): magnesium ion transport
Cellular component (GO): membrane
Molecular function (GO): magnesium ion transmembrane transporter activity
Source: RefSeq, a predicted model, not a curated record
CGCGGAGCGCUCGGCGCAAGGCCCGGGGCGCCGGGCGCUGCGGGUGAGGAGCGGGCGGGCCGGGGGCGCGGGGCGCUGGGCUCCGGGCCUUGGGUCUGCCUGUACCAGCCCAGGGGCGGUUUCUCCGUGCUGGGAAACCUGUGGUUUGUUCUGAGAAGACCGAGACUAAAAGCUCUAAAUCUGUUCGCGGGGUUGUCCCACCGGGCAGAGGUAUCCAGGUAGAGUGUGCUGGGUGUGCAGCCGCUGUGCCCCGUAUUGGCGAGUGCGUGUGGUUAACCAGGGAGCUAAACCGGUUCAUCUUCCUUUGGGCCAGGGCUGAAUUAUCCGAGGCUGAGGCUUGUGCAGCCUGGUUCCAGAGUACCUUCAGCAGGAACUCAGAACCCUGGUGCAUCACUUUGACGUGGAAAAAGUAAUCGUAGCUUUGCCUUGUAGUUCAGUGUUGUCUUAAGAUGACAUGGGGAGGCCAUUUCUUCACAGACCGGGUGUUGAGAUGUUGGAAUGGGCUGAGCAAGGAGGUACCGGCUGGAGUCACUGUCCUCGGAGCUGUUUAAGAAAAGACUGGACGUGGCACUCAGUGACAAGGUGGUGGUUGGGUCAUAGGUGCGACUCCAUCUCACAUGCCUUUUCUAGCCUAGUUGAUUCUGUGAUUCAGAAUGAAGAUUUUUGUUCGUUCAUACGCUGUGAAGAUGUUGCUUGGAUCUAACUACUUCAUCCCUGUUUUUUUCCCUCAAUCUUUUUCAAGCAAUCAGCUUUCUCUGUUUCACUACAAUGUCUUUAACUGAAAACAUGAUGAAUGUUCAUAACAUGGAGUGCUUGUUGCUUUUGCUUUAUAAAUAGAAGUCUUCUGUAAAGGAUUUCCCCCAUAGUUUGUCUAAACCUUUUCAAAUAGACAGCUUUAGGAUAGUUAAGAAACCUAACUUCAAAAUACUUAAGAAGUGAAUGCCUCUGGAUUUUGGAACAAAAUUGGGAGUUUAUAUGGAAGAAAUGCUACGACUGUUCUCAAACUCUAUUAAAGACUGAUUUCAAUUGUUGCAUCAUUUUUUGUUGAGUAUCAGAAGUUCUACUCCUCAUUGAUCAAUGUGACAGUGUUCAGUAGUUUACGAGAUGAGCCAAACUCGUGGGAAGUAUGACUUCUGUAUUGGUCUGGUGUUGGCUAUGAGUUCCAGCAUUUUCAUUGGAGGAAGUUUCAUCCUGAAAAAGAAAGGUCUCCUCCGAUUAGCCAGGAAAGGCUCCAUGAGAGCAGGUCAAGGUGGUCAUGCAUACCUUAAGGAAUGGCUGUGGUGGGCUGGACUUCUUUCAAUGGGAGCUGGAGAAGUAGCGAACUUUGCUGCCUAUGCUUUUGCACCAGCUACGUUAGUGACUCCUCUAGGAGCUCUCAGUGUUCUUGUAAGUGCCAUUCUGUCAUCCUUCUUUUUAAAUGAAAAACUUAAUUUACAUGGAAAAAUAGGAUGUUUGUUAAGUAUACUGGGAUCAACUGUGAUGGUAAUUCAUGCUCCACAAGAGGAAGAAGUAGAAACUUUGGAUGAAAUGUCCCACAAACUAGGCGAUCCAGGUUUUGUGGUCUUCGCAACGCUCGUCGUCAUUGUGUCUUUAAUUCUCAUAUGUGUGGUGGGACCUCGCCAUGGACAGACCAACAUUCUCGUGUACAUAACGAUUUGCUCUGUAAUUGGAGCCUUAUCAGUCUCCUGUGUCAAAGGUCUGGGCAUCGCCAUAAAGGAACUUUUUGCAGGAAAACCAGUGCUGAAACAUCCCUUGUCUUGGAUUCUGCUGCUAAGCCUUACUGUCUGUGUGAGCACGCAGAUCAACUAUUUAAACAGGGCUCUGGAUAUAUUCAACACUUCAAUAGUGACUCCAAUCUAUUAUGUAAUCUUUACAACAUCUGUUUUAACUUGUUCUGCCAUCCUUUUCAAGGAAUGGCAACACAUGGCGGCUGAUGACAUUAUUGGCACCUUCAGUGGCUUCCUGACUAUUAUUGUGGGGAUCUUUUUAUUGCAUGCCUUCAAAGAUGUUAACUUCACCCUAGCAAACCUGCCCCUCUCGCUGCGGAAGGAUGACAGAGCAGCAAAUGGCACCUUGCUGAGCACAUAUGACAGCUUUAAUGAUGAUGAAGAAAGUUCUGCCUGUCUAGGUGAAAUGCAGUCCACUGAGAGUCUCUCAGCCAGGAGAAAUGGAAGCCUGUCAGCCUUCUGAAAACAUCUACGUGUUACUUAAGAAAAGAACAAUUCUGUAACCCUGGAAUUUUUUUCUGCUGUGAAAUGUCUGAGCUUGUCUGGAAGUUCAUGUACUUUUUAACAGUAUGUGUAGACAAUCGUUGAUUUUUUUGAGUUUAUUAGUUUGGAUAAAGAACACUGAAAUGUUUAUUUGCCUUAUUUUUACUUUAAAAAGUACUAAAAUGACCUCAGACCACAAUUGGUUAUGUUGCUUAAGUUAUGUGUAAAUACUUUCAUUUCAUUCUUCUGUUUUUAAGAUGUAUUGCACUAAUUACAAUUUUAUCAAAAAUAAAUGGCUUUAUUUCUGCAUUGGUGGUAAAAAGGUUGCAGCAAACCUGGAUCUUUUGUACUUGUGCCCUGACCAU